Molecule: messenger RNA, 231 nt
Organism: Trichoderma asperellum CBS 433.97
Lineage: Eukaryota; Fungi; Ascomycota; Sordariomycetes; Hypocreales; Hypocreaceae
Source: RefSeq, a predicted model, not a curated record
GAUGAUCUGUUCGACAUCACAUGCGACAGAGUCAAUGAUAAGAAUGAAGCAAGAUUUUUCUGUGACAUCACGCCAUUGAUUGUCCCUUCCGCAGAAAGUUUAUGUAUACAUGGUUCUAAGCCUUUGGAAAUAUUGCGGGAAAGCGUCAACGAAAACUGGAGCAGCUCGAUUCCGUUAUCUCCUACUCGGCCCCAGCCCGGGUUAUUCUGUUGGUUUCGGUCGAACAGUUAA